AUGCCGAAGCAACAUAUGCUGUUCGGCCGUCCCCUCCCCCGCUUCAACGCGCGACGCAUCUCAUUCCUGCUCGUGAGCAUCUCCAUCUUCGCCGUUUUCUCUCUGCUCUUCACCCUGCCGAGCUCCAUCCCCUCCGGCCCAAGCCUGAGCAAGUACACCGACCACAAGUUCUCGAUCCCCAAGAUCAAAAACCCUUUCUCCUCCACGAGCCGCCUCAAUCCCUUCCGCCCACCCUCCCAUCCGCCCCCGCGCCAGCAGAACGACACCAAUGGCGAGUCCUCCUGGUGGUCUGAUUGGAAGUGGCUCUCAGUACCCUUCUCGUCAUCCCUUACCCUCGAUGAAGAUCGUUCGCUCCUUCCACCCCUCAAGACCCGCCCGCCCAUUUACUGCUACUACGACGAAACCAUCAAGAAGGAUGCCGCCAGCAAGGACGCCGAGAGCGAGCUCCUCCUCGUCUGGCGCCGCGCCUGGUGGGCCCGCGGCUUCAAGCCCAUCAUUCUUAGCGCCGCCGAGGCCAUGAAGAACCCCCUCUACGACGAGCUUCAACGCAACAAGGAGGUGGACGCGGAUCUCAAGACCGACUUGAUGCGUUGGCUUGCCUGGGAUAACAUGCGCGGCGGCCUGCUCGCCUACCACACCACCCUUCCUAUGGGUGCUCACGAGGACCCCCUCAUCUCCUAUCUUCGCCGUGGAGAGUACCCCCAGCUCACCCGCUGGAAUAGCCUGGGCAACGGGCUUUUUGCCGGUGCCGAAAAGGACGUCAAUGCUGCCAUCAAGGCUACUUUGACCGGCACAAAGCUCAAGGACACGAAGGACUUCAUUGCUGCCUCUACCGAGGACACCUUCAAGAUCGACAACUUCCCCAAGGCCAUCGCCUACUACGAUGUCGAAGUCAUCCAAAACAAAUACCCUAAAGUCGCCGAGGCCAUCGCCACGGACCGCGCAGGAGGCUUGACAGCCCUCAAGAAACUCAUCAAUGGCCACUUGCACAUGACCUGGCAGAACGUCUUCUCGGACGGCAUCGCGGUGUUGAAGCCCCUGCCACAUCACAUGACGCAUAUGAUCAACGACGCCUGGCACCUCGCUGGCGACCUCUCCAUGUGCCCCGAGUCUCCUAUGCCAUCGUCUUGCCCGCCCAACAACGCAAAGUGCAAGCCGUGCGUCCCAGCGCAGCCAAUGCGCGUCACCACGCCCCCACGCUACCGCAACACCACGACACUAUACACGAUUGGCACUGUGCCCCAUCCCUACACUACUGCUCUUCUCACCAACCUCCAGGACACGAUCGAGAUCCCCUGGAUUCGUCGCAAGUCUGAGCGCGACGUCUGGCUCACUGCCGCUACGUCGGAGAUUCUUGGCGCCGGUGUCGGCAGCGGGCCCCGUAUUCUCAAGUUCAAGGAGGCUGUGGCCGGCGAAUUCGCGGGCGCCCACUCCCUGUGGCUUACACCUGAGAAGGAACUGCCCGUGGACCUCGACUGGCAUUUCGGCUUCGCAAUCCCCCACAACGCCACCGACGGCACCUCCGAGACCCCCGUGCCUGGCCCCGAGCGCCGCCCGCAGCCGAAGCACGACCCUGUCGACGGACCUGUUGCAACUCCCGAAGACCUGGAGAAGGAACCGCCUCUGUUGAAGAAGGCGCGGGAUAUGGGCAAGACCAAAGACCCUAAGGACCUGGCUGUUCGCAACGCCAUUGAGGCGUGGAACCUCGCUGAUACCGAAGCCUGGAAGUUUGCGAGAGCGUUCUCGGCCCGUCGCAUUGUCGUACGCAAGGAGUGGGAAGAGCACGAGAGCAAAUACGCCGGCGGCGUUGGCAGCGAGAAGGGAAGGAGACAGGGCUGGGGCGAUCGCUGGGCAGACCACAAGGAGUGA
Molecule: messenger RNA, 1869 nt
Organism: Colletotrichum truncatum
Lineage: Eukaryota; Fungi; Ascomycota; Sordariomycetes; Glomerellales; Glomerellaceae
Source: RefSeq, a predicted model, not a curated record